GCCAACCUCGAAUAAGGUCUCGUUUGACGUUUGAUAAGAAAAUCCGAAAGUUUGCAAACAUCACGCAUCGGAAGUGAAAUUUAUUAUAAUUUUGACCAAGUCGGCAUUCUUCUGGAAGGAAAUCAAACGCAAUGGCUGAUGUUCUUGAUAUUUACAAUCAUGAAGAGUUUGAAGUUGACGAAGACGGGGACCAGGGGAUCGCCCGACUCAAGGAGAAAGCACGCAAACGGAAGGGACGCGGAUUUGGCAACGAAAGCAUUCCCCGUGAAGCGAUCGACUACGAGCGGUUGCAGGACGACGAGGAAGAAGCCGAACCCGGUCCCCAGCGCUCCGUUGAAGGUUGGAUCCUUUUUGUUACCUCGAUUCACGAGGAAGCUCAAGAGGAUGACAUACAGGAAAAGUUCUGCGAAUUUGGCGACAUCAAAAACAUUCAUCUGAAUUUGGAUCGACGUACCGGAUUUCUAAAAGGAUAUGCACUGGUGGAAUAUGAGACUUACAAGCAAGCAUUGGCAGCCAAGGAUGCACUGAACGGUUCUGACAUUCUGGGACAAACCAUUGCUGUUGAUUGGUGCUUUGUAAAGGGUCCUAAGAAGCUUAAGAAAUCGUCCGGAGAACGCAGGCGAAGAUAAGAGUUGAUCAUUGAAUUUUAUUCACUCUUAAUUUAAUAACCCAAACUCAAAAAUAUGUAUAACCAGGAGACGUCUAAUAAAUUGAAGAUUACAGACAAGAA
This is a messenger RNA of Armigeres subalbatus, 730 nucleotides long. It is a transcript of the gene tsu, whose product is annotated as RNA-binding protein 8A. Gene Ontology annotation, molecular function: mRNA binding. NCBI's taxonomy places the organism in Eukaryota, Metazoa, Arthropoda, Insecta, Diptera, Culicidae. Gene Ontology annotation, cellular component: exon-exon junction complex; cytoplasm; nucleus. The coding region runs from base 132 to 629 and encodes 165 amino acids. Gene Ontology annotation, biological process: RNA splicing. The record is from RefSeq and is a predicted model, not a curated record. The transcript has a single exon.